Messenger RNA from Acanthosepion pharaonis, 4284 nucleotides. Lineage: Eukaryota; Metazoa; Mollusca; Cephalopoda; Sepiida; Sepiidae. The record is from the annotation of a GenBank genome assembly.
AUGAUUUACAGCAAAACUCAAAGCAGCCCACGGGCUGAAACGUUACUUUCCGAGCCAACAAAUACUCAAAGUACUUUUCCCAGGCAAACAGUCAUCUAUGAGAAUAAUUCUAGUCGAUUUCGUAUAAAAGAACGUUCUUUUUGCCAACAAUUUGCUCAUAUCUAUGCAGCUCGACUGCAAUUUAUGAGACCAAAACUGGAAAAAGUAGCCCGCGAGAAAUGGAAUAAAAAUGUGAAGAUACAUAAGUUGCAUGAAAUCAACACAAAUGAGAGAUCAUUAACUUCUCUCGAUUUGGACUCUUCCGGAAUUAUCUACCUUUUUGCUUUUCUAUAUAUACCUAUCCUUUUUGCUUUUCUAUAUAUACCUAUCCUUUUUGCUUUUCUAUAUAUACCUAUCCUUUUUGCUUUUCUAUGUAUACAUAUUCACCUUUUCUUGUAUUCUAUGUAUUCAUAUUCACCUUUUCUUGUAUUCUAUGUAUUCAUAUUCACCUUUUCUUGUAUUCUAUGUAUUCAUAUUCACCUUUUCUUGUAUUCUAUGUAUUCAUAUUCACCUUUUUCUUGUAUUCUAUGUAUUCAUAUUCACCUUUUCUUGUAUUCUAUGUAUUCAUAUUCACCUUUUCUUGUAUUCUAUGUAUUCAUAUUCACCUUUUCUUGUAUUCUAUGUAUUCAUAUUCACCUUUUCUUGUAUUCUAUGUAUUCAUAUUCACCUUUUCUUGUAUUCUAUGUAUUCAUAUUCACCUUUUCUUGUAUUCUAUGUAUUCAUAUUCACCUUUUCUUGUAUUCUAUGUAUUCAUAUUCACCUUUUCUUGUAUUCUAUGUAUUCAUAUUCACCUUUUCUUGUAUUCUAUGUAUUCAUAUUCACCUUUUCUUGUAUUCUAUGUAUUCAUAUUCACCUUUUCUUGUAUUCUAUGUAUUCAUAUUCACCUUUUCUUGUAUUCUAUGUAUUCAUAUUCACCUUUUCUUGUAUUCUAUGUAUUCAUAUUCACCUUUUCUUGUAUUCUAUGUAUUCAUAUUCACCUUUUCUUGUAUUCUAUGUAUUCAUAUUCACCUUUUUCUUGUAUUCUAUGUAUUCAUAUUCACCUUUUCUUGUAUUCUAUGUAUUCAUAUUCACCUUUUCUUGUAUUCUAUGUAUUCAUAUUCACCUUUUCUUGUAUUCUAUGUAUUCAUAUUCACCUUUUCUUGUAUUCUAUGUAUUCAUAUUCACCUUUUCUUGUAUUCUAUGUAUUCAUAUUCACCUUUUCUUGUAUUCUAUGUAUUCAUAUUCACCUUUUCUUGUAUUCUAUGUAUUCAUAUUCACCUUUUCUUGUAUUCUAUGUAUUCAUAUUCACCUUUUCUUGUAUUCUAUGUAUUCAUAUUCACCUUUUCUUGUAUUCUAUGUAUUCAUAUUCACCUUUUCUUGUAUUCUAUGUAUUCAUAUUCACCUUUUCUUGUAUUCUAUGUAUUCAUAUUCACCUUUUCUUGUAUUCUAUGUAUUCAUAUUCACCUUUUCUUGUAUUCUAUGUAUUCAUAUUCACCUUUUCUUGUAUUCUAUGUAUUCAUAUUCACCUUUUCUUGUAUUCUAUGUAUUCAUAUUCACCUUUUCUUGUAUUCUAUGUAUUCAUAUUCACCUUUUCUUGUAUUCUAUGUAUUCAUAUUCACCUUUUCUUGUAUUCUAUGUAUUCAUAUUCACCUUUUCUUGUAUUCUAUGUAUUCAUAUUCACCUUUUCUUGUAUUCUAUGUAUUCAUAUUCACCUUUUCUUGUAUUCUAUGUAUUCAUAUUCACCUUUUCUUGUAUUCUAUGUAUUCAUAUUCACCUUUUCUUGUAUUCUAUGUAUUCAUAUUCACCUUUUCUUGUAUUCUAUGUAUUCAUAUUCACCUUUUCUUGUAUUCUAUGUAUUCAUAUUCACCUUUUCUUGUAUUCUAUGUAUUCAUAUUCACCUUUUCUUGUAUUCUAUGUAUUCAUAUUCACCUUUUCUUGUAUUCUAUGUAUUCAUAUUCACCUUUUCUUGUAUUCUAUGUAUUCAUAUUCACCUUUUCUUGUAUUCUAUGUAUUCAUAUUCACCUUUUCUUGUAUUCUAUGUAUUCAUAUUCACCUUUUCUUGUAUUCUAUGUAUUCAUAUUCACCUUUUCUUGUAUUCUAUGUAUUCAUAUUCACCUUUUCUUGUAUUCUAUGUAUUCAUAUUCACCUUUUCUUGUAUUCUAUGUAUUCAUAUUCACCUUUUCUUGUAUUCUAUGUAUUCAUAUUCACCUUUUCUUGUAUUCUAUGUAUUCAUAUUCACCUUUUCUUGUAUUCUAUGUAUUCAUAUUCACCUUUUCUUGUAUUCUAUGUAUUCAUAUUCACCUUUUCUUGUAUUCUAUGUAUUCAUAUUCACCUUUUCUUGUAUUCUAUGUAUUCAUAUUCACCUUUUCUUGUAUUCUAUGUAUUCAUAUUCACCUUUUCUUGUAUUCUAUGUAUUCAUAUUCACCUUUUCUUGUAUUCUAUGUAUUCAUAUUCACCUUUUCUUGUAUUCUAUGUAUUCAUAUUCACCUUUUCUUGUAUUCUAUGUAUUCAUAUUCACCUUUUCUUGUAUUCUAUGUAUUCAUAUUCACCUUUUCUUGUAUUCUAUGUAUUCAUAUUCACCUUUUCUUGUAUUCUAUGUAUUCAUAUUCACCUUUUCUUGUAUUCUAUGUAUUCAUAUUCACCUUUUUUCUUGUAUUCUAUGUAUUCAUAUUCACCUUUUUGUAUUCUAUGUAUUCAUAUUCACCUUUUCUUGUAUUCUAUGUAUUCAUAUUCACCUUUUCUUGUAUUCUAUGUAUUCAUAUUCACCUUUUCUUGUAUUCUAUGUAUUCAUAUUCACCUUUUCUUGUAUUCUAUGUAUUCAUAUUCACCUUUUCUUGUAUUCUAUGUAUUCAUAUUCACCUUUUCUUGUAUUCUAUGUAUUCAUAUUCACCUUUUCUUGUAUUCUAUGUAUUCAUAUUCACCUUUUCUUGUAUUCUAUGUAUUCAUAUUCACCUUUUCUUGUAUUCUAUGUAUUCAUAUUCACCUUUUCUUGUAUUCUAUGUAUUCAUAUUCACCUUUUCUUGUAUUCUAUGUAUUCAUAUUCACCUUUUCUUGUAUUCUAUGUAUUCAUAUUCACCUUUUCUUGUAUUCUAUGUAUUCAUAUUCACCUUUUCUUGUAUUCUAUGUAUUCAUAUUCACCUUUUCUUGUAUUCUAUGUAUUCAUAUUCACCUUUUCUUGUAUUCUAUCAUAAUCUGAUGCCUCAACCUGUAAAUACCAAAUUCACAAGUGAUUCUGACCAAUUGAUCCUUGAAGAUGAGCUGCAACGGAUUCAACUGCAAGGGAAAUUAGAUGUGCAUGAUUGCUGUACAGGAUUUAUUAUUGCUGUUUAUGGUAUUGAGAAAGAAGAGAGCCCUGGGAAAUUUUAUGUAGAAGAUUACUGUGUCCAAGAGCUCCCUCCACAGAUAGCUCGACCUGUCUUAGAACAAGAAAGAUAUGUGGCCAUAUUGUGUGGCUUGGAAAUUGGCAGCAAGACAGAAAAACUGUUUGAACUGCAAAUGGCAUUAGAUAUUUUGUCUGGAAUGCUUGGAAGUGAAGAUCAACAAGAGAAUUCAGCUCAGAUUGUUAGAGUUAUUGUGGCUGGAAAUUCCCUGAGUCAUAAUACACAAGACAAAGAUUCUAUUAGUAAGGCUAAAUAUUUGACCAAGAAUGUUGCAGCUCGAAGUGUUGAGGCCAUGAAAAGUUUAGAUGACAUCUUAGUGCAGCUGGUUUCAAGUGUUAAUGUUGAUGUUAUGCCCGGAGAGUUUGAUCCUGCCAAUUACAUAAUGCCUCAGCAACCAUUCCACCACUGUAUGUUUCCAAAAGCAGGCACCUAUCAGACAUUGCAGUGUGUACCCAACCCUUAUGACUGCAAUAUUGACGGAGUUCGAUUUUUAGUGACCAGUGGUCAACCUCAGGAUGACAUUGCCAAAUACAGCCGAAUGGAAGAUCGAUUGGAAAUUCUAGAGAGAACUCUAGAAUGGGGACAUUUAGCACCAACUGCUCCAGAUACAUUAGGUUGUUAUCCAUUUGGAAUUGAGGAUCCUUUCAUUGUCACAGAAUGUCCACAUGUUUAUAUUGCUGCUAAUCAACCAGAAUUCCAAACAAGAAUCUUCAAAGGAUCAAAUGGCCAAGAGGUGCGCUUGAUAACUGUGCCUCGUUUUCAAACUUCCACAUCCUUUACACUAGUCAAUCUGAAAACCUUGGAGUGUGAACAAAUGGAAAUGCACUGUAGUCUGGCACAAUCUUCUGCAGCAGGGUCGGAUGCCAGUCCGGAUAUUGACAAAUAA